This is a messenger RNA of Calypte anna (Anna's hummingbird), 6799 nucleotides long. RefSeq names its product TSPO associated protein 1 (gene TSPOAP1). The record is from RefSeq and is a predicted model, not a curated record. Gene Ontology annotation, biological process: neuromuscular synaptic transmission. Bases 616 to 5445 code for a protein of 1609 amino acids. Lineage: Eukaryota; Metazoa; Chordata; Aves; Apodiformes; Trochilidae. Gene Ontology annotation, molecular function: protein binding. The transcript has 27 exons.
GGUGCUGCGGCUGCAGAGACAGAUCGCCCUGAAGCAUUUCAAGGAAUGUCUCCGUUCCGCCAAAACCCCUGCAGGCAGCACCGUGCCAAGAACUGCCACACGCCUGGGACCCGCUGUGCCAACACUAAAAACCCGCACGAAAGGUUCACCUCUGUGUAAGGAGGUUGGCUUGGGAGCCUCAGCACUUGGAGGGGCCACACGUGGGAGGUGGGACCAGGUGUGCAGCCACUGGGACCUGCCUCUGAAGGACAUGAAAAUUUCCCUCCCAAAAAUGCAAUAGCAGACCAAGAGAGCAGCCAACAGAUACAGCAGCUGGAAUUUGAACUCAAGAAAAAGCGCAAAAAAUGUGAAAACCUUGAGCAUGAAGUGAGGAAAAAACAUAAAAGAUGCAAAGAACUGGAGAUCCAGCUGCAGGAGGUACAAAGUGAAAAUGCACGACUGGCCAAAGAGAACUUGCAGCUGAAUGAGAAGGCUGGAUGGGCAGGACAGGUUGAAACUGAGAAUGCUGACCUGAAGCUGCAGGUUGUUUUGGUCAGUAAGGAACGGGAUUCAGUGAUUCAGACAAAUCAAGGACUCCAAACCAAGCUGGAGAGUCUAGAGCAGGUGCUGAAGCACAUGAGAAAUGUGGCUGAGAGAAGGCAGCAGUUGGAAGUUGAGCACAAGGAAGCAUUGGUAGUCCUGCAGGAGAAGCAAGAAGAGGUCAGACGGUUGCAGCAGGCACAGGCAGAGGCAAAAAGAGAACAUGAAGGAGCUGUACAGCUACUGGAGGCCCGGGUGAAAGAUCUGGAAGAGCAGUGCCGCAGUCAAACAGAGCAGUUCAGCCUCCUGUCUGAGGAACUCAAACAAUUCCGACUUCAAACAGGAAAAAUCGACCUCCUCACCUCUACACUGGUGACUUCUGAGCUUCCUCUUGCUCUGUGCAGCUCUUCCCCACAGACCCACGGGGAGCAGGAAUCAACUGUUUCUGGAUUGGUCACUCAGAGUGCAAAGAAGGUUCAGAAUGAAGAGACUAAGGAAUUGGAGUCAUUGCAGCAGGCACCUGAUGCCACUGUUGGCUCACCAGUUGCUGCUACCAGUUCACAGAAACAAGCCAAGAAAGUGGAAUCUCAGUCGAACUCUUCAAAAUCAGAAUCCAUGCAGAACAGUCCCAAAUCCUGCCCAACUCCAGAGGUGGACACUGCAAGUGAAAUGGAGGAGCUGGAUGUUGACAGCAUCUCUGUGAUGCCAGAGAGGGGCAGCCACGGCCCUGCCAAGCUCCAGGUGUUCCUGGCUCGAUACAGCUACAAUCCUUUUGAUGGGCCUAAUGAAAAUCCAGAGGCAGAGCUUCCACUGACUGCUGGAGAAUAUAUUUACAUCUAUGGAGACAUGGAUGAAGAUGGCUUCUUUGAAGGGGAGCUGAUGGAUGGGCGGCGAGGGUUGGUCCCCUCCAAUUUUGUUGAGCGAGUUUCAGACGAUGACCUCGUGACAUUUCUGCCUUCGGAGCUGAAUGAUCUCACCCAUAGUUCAUACCAGGAGAAAAGUUUGGUCAGUGCAAACACCAGCAGUGGAGAUAAGAGUGAUUUCUCCACUGAAGAGAGUAGCAUCAGCCCGUUGGCUAGUAGAGCAGAAGGAGACCAGGAGGAACCUGUUAGUCAUACAGCAGUGCCUUACCCAAGAAAACUGACUCUGAUCAAGCAGCUUGCCAGAAGCAUAGUUGUAGGCUGGGAGCCACCACUUCUGCCAGCUGGCUGCCCAGAAAUACAAAGCUACAACAUCUAUGUGGAUGAAGAGCUACGUCAAAAUGUGAAGAGUGGCUUUCAGACCAAAGCAGUGAUCGAGAAGCUGGAUUUAAAGACAAGAGCUUACCGUGUCUCUGUGCAGAGCGUGACAGAGCGAGGCAGCUCCGACAAACUGCGCUGCACUUUCUUUGUGGGGCAAGAUUUUUCCAUGGCACCAACUAUGCUGAAAGUCAGAAGUGUCACUGCCAUGUCAGCAGAGGUCACGUGGCUCCCCUACAACAGCAAUUACCACCACGCAGUGUAUCUCAACGGGGAGGAAUGGGACGUGACAAAACCUGGGGUCUACUGGUACACGUUCCACAACCUGCAGCCAAACACUCAGUAUGUUGCCAAGCUGGAGGCCCGGCCCUUGAAAACACCUUGGGAAGAGGUCCCAGAGGGGCAGGAGCAGAACUCGGCUGUGAUACACUUCACUACCCCACUAGCAGGCACACCUGAUGCUCCUUUGGAUGUCCAGGUGGAAGCUGGUCCCUCAGCAGGGAUCCUGGUUAUCAGCUGGUUACCUGUCACCAUUGAUGCUGAAGGCUCCUCCAAUGGAGUGCGGGUCACUGGUUAUGCUGUGUAUGCGGACGGACGGAAGGCAAUAGAAGUUACUUCUCCAACAGCUGGGAGUGUCCUGGUGGAUUUGUCCCAGCUUCAGAUGUUCCAGGUGUGCCGGGAGGUUUCUGUGAGGACGAUGUCUCAGUAUGGGGAGUCAGUGGAUUCAGUUCCAGCCCAGAUUUCCCCAGUUCUGCUGCAAGCCUCUCACUGCUCUUCACCUUCAAAUUCUGCUGUUUCUGCCACUUUUACCUCUAGACUGCCCCGUGGAGAAGCCAGGGGCUCUCCUCCUGCUCGCAGCCCAGCCACACACCAAACAGCUGCUCUUCUGCUUCAACAGAAAGUUCCUGUUGAUAGCUCAGAUGCCAAACUGACUGAUCUCCACUCCAGCCAUGACAGCUCAGUGCAGUCUCUGCCAGAGAAAGCCUCUUUGCUGCCACAGCUCUCCUCUCCCAGUGUGCCCUUGGUGCAGGACUUGGGCACUUCCCCGCGGGGAUCAGAUGCUGCAGGAGACAAGAAAUGUCUGACAGUGCCUCCCCAGCAAGCUGGCAGCACAGUGCUCCCUGGGGAGGGCACAGAGCCUGUCUCUUCAAGGGGAACAGAACUGCAAGGUCUGGGUGAAGGAACAGAGGUGCAGAUGGAGCAAUCUGUUCCCAAAGAGCCAGAGCUGGAAAGCCCAUCUAGCAGUAGCCUGCAGAUACAUCUGGAGACCUGCUACACAUGCUCUGUGGAGGAGGGACCAACAGAUCCUGAUGCUGAAAGAGAAAAAGAGGCAAAGGAGAAACACUUAAUCCCAGAGCCUCUGCCCUCCUCCAGCCAGGCUGAGGGGACCGAGGGCACCUUCCCAGACACAAGUGUGAGUGGGAGCUGCUGCCAGGACUUCCUGAAGCUGUCCUCGGGCAAGGAGGUGAUGAAGGAAAUGUCCAGAGUGAAGAGAGAGCAAGAAGAAAAACUGUCUGAGAUGGGAAGACGACAGCACACCCUUUUUGCUGAGCACAACCGUAGUUCUGACCUUUCAGAUAUUCUGGAAGAGGAGGAAGAAGAUGAACUGUCUUCAGAAGCUCUGGAAGAGAAGAACGGGGACCAGAGAGAGCCAUGUUCCCAGGAGAAUGUGGAAAAGAUGGAUCUUUGUGAUACUGACAGCGAUGAGGAGAUUCUGGAGAGGAUACUGGAGCUCCCCCUUCAAAAGAACCACAGCAAGAAAUUGUUUAGUAUCCCUGAAGUGACUGAAGAUGAGGAAGAAGAUGAGGAUGAGAAGUGUGUUACGGAGGAAAAGGCAGGCCCUCAAGACUCCUUGGAAGCACCUACAUGCCAUUCAGGAAGGACAGGGAAGCUGCUCAGCACCAAGGAGCUAUCUCUAAAGGCAGAUGGGAGUAAUACCCCCAAGGAUCUGUCUGUUCAGAUCCCACGGGAGGAGCCUGGUGUUAAGGAGAGCAGAGGGGUUGCAGACCAGGUGACUCCUGCCUCUGUCCAACCAGCCUGGAGUCAGAAGAAGGCAAACUGGAACUGGGGUUACCAAGAGAAUGAUUCCAAGUCUGGAACUGGGACAAGUUCUGCUUGGAGUAAAAAGAAGGGAAAUAAUUCUCGAGAGAAGAUGCGGAGUCGGCCUGAGAUGGGUAGGAAGAGGCAGAAUGACUUCACAGAGCAUUGCAGUCGUCUGCUGGGUAACUGCAGCCAGAUGGGAGGUGGGUUAUACAGAGCUCCUAGCCUCAGGGAGGAGCUGAACGUGGUCAGCAGUGCUGGUGGUAAGGAGGGGUUUGAUAUGUACAGUCAUGCCAGACAAAGCACCUUGCGAAAAAAGCAGACUAAAGCAGUGAUUUCAGGGUUUGCAGAACCUCUUGUGAUGGCAACACACUGCUCCAGCCCCAGGAGCCUGGAAAUAGACAUUGAAUAUGACUCUGAAGACGAUCAGGAUUCGACCUGUGCAUUCCCUACUGAGAGCAGACAGUGGCCAGAAAGGUCCCAGGGCUGUCAGAGGGACUGGAGUGAUUGCUCCAGUCAGUCUGAGGUUGCCCACACGGAUGGCAGAAGGGACCUGAGCAGACCAGAGGUGAUAGAAGAGCAGAGUAUGGAGUGGGCUGGAUCUCCGAGCCAGCGCCUGCAGUUCUGCCAGGAGAAGGAAGCACAGAGAUGUGAGAGCAGGUCUGAGGAGCAGGACUGGGAGCUGGACUGUAAGUCACCUGGCUGGAGAAGGAGGCUCGAACAUCCUUCGAAGGGGAUACGUAGCAUCUCCUUGCACAAAAGGGCAUCCAGUUACAGAGAGCGUAGGGGACAGGAGCUGCCUGGCACAGCUGCCUGGCAGGCUCCCAGCAGGAGAGGGAGCAAGAGCAUAAGAAGAAGCCAAAUGCAGAAACCUUUGCUCCCUGGUUCAGGUUCUUCAAGGAGCAUCACUUCAGAACCCUCUGUUAAUGAUGAUGGAGUUAGAAUAUUUGUGGCUCUCUUUGACUACGAUCCUGUUUCUAUGUCUCCUAAUCCUGAUGCAGCAGAAGAGGAGCUUCCAUUUAAGGAGGGACAGAUCCUCAAAGUGUGUGGAGAGAAGGAUGCUGAUGGCUUUUACAGGGGUGAAUGUGCAGGAAGGGAGGGCUACAUUCCCUGCAACAUGGUCUCAGAAGUCCAAGUGGAGAAUAAUGAAAUCAAGAAGCAGCUCUUAAAGCAAGGGUUCCUACCCACUGACACACGGAUGGAGAGCACAGGAAAUGGCACAUUUUCUCCACCUCCACGCCGCCAAUCCGUCCCUCCUCCAAAACCCAGACGCUCCAAGAAAGGGCUGGAUAAACAGAAGUGCAAGUCUCAUUCAGGACAGAAGGAUAAAGGCUAUGAAGCUGAACUGCUGACUUCUCGAAGCAUGGUGGCUGUGUUUGACUACAACCCUAAGGAGAGCUCUCCAAAUGCAGAUGUAGAGGCUGAACUGACCUUCAGUGCUGGGGACAUUAUCACUGUGUUUGGGUCCAUGGAUGAUGAUGGGUUCUAUUAUGGAGAGCUGAACCAACAGAGAGGGCUUGUCCCAUCUAACUUCUUGGAAGCUGUAACUUCAGAGGGAGGCAUGGUUGAGGAACUUCAUUCAAAAGAUAAAGAAGCAUUUCUGCUGAGUGCUGAGAGCCAGAGAAUGAGGAAGAGAAGAGUCCAGUGAUAGAUAUGAAUGAUACAUAGAGAAAGCAACCAUUUACAUCCAGAUGUGUCUGUUGAUCAGAGUGACUCCUCACCAACUCCUGCUCUACCACCUUCCUGCCUUGUCAUGGGUGAGCAAUGUCCAGAGCAGGCAUCACUGGCUGUUCUCAAAUGCAGUGAUGUAUCUGGUCAGAGCAAAAAGAAGAGAGGCUUCUUCAUCAAAGGAAAAAAGUUCUUCAAAAAACUUGGGUCCAGUAAGAAAAAUUAACAAGGGAUUUAUUGUUCUUUAAAGACUAUCUGUGCAGGAGAGGCCCUCUGCAAUAAGCUGAUUAGAGUAUUUUCAUAGGGAAAAAGUCUAUGUUGAAGAGAGAAAACUUUGGGUCUGUGAGCUUUGGGUCUCCCUGCUGAGAGCCCAGCUGUGGGCUGGGUGAGCCCUCUGAGCUGCCUCAGCACUGGGCUGAGUGAGGCCUCAGCUCUAGGAUGCAGCUACUUGUGCAGUAGUGUGUCCUGCUCCACCCAGCCCCCAGUGCACAGUUUCCCUGUAAAUAUUUCCAUUUAGAAACUAUAUUCUGGCUGUAAGUUAGCUAUAUGGCUUUUCCCAGCAGAGCCCCAGCCCCUUAGGAAGAGAUCCCUUGUACUACACACCCUGGUAUUUCUCUGGUCCAAAGGAGGUUGUGUCAUCUCCUUCACUCCCUGCAAAGAAAAUUUGCACUUUUCCAUUCCCACUGAUCCCCUUUGCUGUCUCUGGGUUGACAAGUGAGUUAUUUGUACUGUAAUCCUGUAAAUAUGCAGCUGUGCCUAGGAGCAUCCCAGGCUGCCUCAGUCAUGGUUCAGCACGAGGAGGGUCCUGGGGAAGGGGUUUGAUCCUUCUGCCCAGCAGGUGGGCUGCUGUGAGCUGCUCUGGGCUGGUUCACCUUGACCACAACACUGGCUGGGGACUCUGCCUUAUUUAUUUAUUUAUUUAUUUACCUACCUAUCUAUCUAUUUAUUUAUUUAUUUCUUAUUUUUCAUCUGCCUGGUUCAGAGUUUCAGUUGGCUGUUGCUGUGAGCUGCUCCCAAGUUGGAGCAUUUGGAAAGCAAAGCUGGGGAUGGAGAGUUUGCAGCUAUUUUCAUAUGAGAUAACGUGCUCCCUGAGUUAAGACACAUCCCUUUCUAAGCCACGAGAGUUUUGUACUUCAUGGUUUCUAUCCUUUUCAGUGUUCCUUUCUUUGCAUGUUUCAGUAUGUUACUUGUUUCGAGAAGGACACUUGAUGUGAGUUAUGUGAAUGAUGCCAGCACAGUGUCCAUGAGUGUUGGUGAUAUGGUAUGUUUUUAUUUAAUAUCAGAUUUUAUUAUAAUAAAGUCUAUUUUCACAAAAAUACAUUUUUCCUUAAAAA